AUGGAAAAUUUGUUGGGACUCGACCAGCAAUCUCUGGAAGGUGUCUUGACGCACAGUGAACAUGUGACUAAGGGAGAACUUGUAGUCAGAAAUUAUACCAAGGAUGUCGCUCAAGAUUGUUGUGAUGCUAUAUCUAAAGCAUUGUAUGGUCGUUUAUUUGGUUGGAUUGUAAAUAAAAUAAAUCAGUUACUGGCACCAGCAGAAGAAAUAUCAAUAAAUGAAACUAAGGAAAUUGGAAUACUGGAUAUUUUUGGAUUUGAACAUUUUCAGAAAAACAGUUUUGAGCAGGCUUGCAUUAAUCUUGCCAACGAGCAACUUCAGUUCUUUUUUAACCAGCAUAUUUUUAUGAUGGAGCAAGAAGAAUACCAAAGUGAAGGAAUUGACUGGACCAAUAUCCCUUUUGUCAAUAAUCAGCCGCUUCUUGAUUUAUUCUUGGGUAAGCCGAUUGGAAUUUUAACUCUAUUGGAUGAAGAAUGCCAGUUUCCUCAGGCAUCAGAUCAUACUUUUGUUGAAAAGAUGAAUCAUAACUUUGCUGGUAAUCAUUUCUAUAUCAAAUCAAGAGUUGCAUCUAAUAAUAUAUUUAGCAUAGACCACUAUGCUGCCAGGGUUGAAUAUGAUGCGCAAGGAUUUCUUGAAAAGAAUCGAGAUACUCUACCAAAUGGAGUGAUACAGUUAUUAAAGGAGAGCAAAAAUGCGUUACUAAAUCAGAUAUUCAGAGGCACUAUAACAAGAACUGGUACUCUGGCACUGCAGAUGAGAACAAGUAGAGGAUUCAGUAGAAAAAAGAGGUUUAUGCAGCCACCACCUAAAGCUAGCAGAAAGAAUCUAACACUUGGUGGACAAUUCAAGAAUUCUCUGAAUGUGCUAAUGGAGAGAAUGGCGGUGUGUAAUCCCCAUUUUGUGCGAUGUAUAAAACCAAAUACUGCCAAAGCAGCUAACAAAUUUGAAGAUCAAUUCGUCCUUGUGCAAUUACGAUAUUGUGGUAUGCUAGAGACAACAAGGAUACGAAAACAGGGCUACGCUAUUAGACCGUCAUUUACUGAAUUUGUUAGCAUAUACAAGAUCCUGGCUCUUCAUCCUAAAAUUCCUGAAGAUAAAAAUGGAUGUCUAAGAAUCUUAAAAGCUGCUGGUAUUACAAACUGGCAGAUAGGUAAAAACAAAGUUUUCUUGAAAUAUUACCAUGGUGAUGAGUUAUUGGCUAAAUUAGAGCAAUUUGAUAAGGCAGCUGUGCACGUACAAAGAGUUGUUCGAGGUUUUCUCGCAAGAAGGAAAUAUCUCCGGAUGAAGGAGGAAGCUCGAAAGAGGGCAAUUGAAGUGAACAAUUUCCUGAAGCAAUUGGAGAACUUGAAUAUUGAUAGUUAUGAUAAACAACAGAUGCUAAUAAAAAAGGAUAGGAAAAUUCCAAAAGACUACUUUAAAAAGUUGAAAAAAGCUGAAUCAAUGCCAGCAGACCUACCUGCCCCCCCACUGCCAGCACAUGCUAAGUCAAACUCAAAGUCUGCUUAUAAGGAUCUAGAAUUACCAGUUCCACCUAAUGAGUAUACUGAUCCCACAGAUGAGGGAGAUGACGAAAAUGAUACAGAUGAUGACAUCCUAGAAGAUGAGUUUGUAAGAACAAAAAAGAAUAUGGGAUUUGGACCUGAAGGAUCAAAAGAGGCUUCUAUAUUGUGGUUUAAAUCAACACAGUCAGAGAAACUGAAAGAAACUCACGGUUUUUCUAAUUGGUUCCAUGGGAUAAUAACUAGGAGACAAGCUGAGAAACUGCUAUGGGACAAACAGAUUGGGUGUUACUUAAUACGAGUCAGUGAAAGUAGAUUUGGUUAUUCUCUGUCAUUUAGAGUGAAAGAAAGAUGCAAACAUUUUAUGAUAGAUCAAACUCGGAGCGGUAAAUAUGUCGUUGUAGGCGAACCAAGAGUUCAUGCAAGUCUUUCUGCUUUGGUUAAAUACCAUGAAAAGACUCCAAUAUCUCCAUUCGGCGAUCUACUUACUGUACCUUGUGGCCAGGUUGAAGGCGAGUCAGACUAUGCUGAAUUAAUUAGUGAUGCAUCAAUCAAAAUACGUCAGAUGCCACCGUUGAGGCCGCCACCACCUUCUGUUUCCAGGCAACCACAAACUUCAAAUGCAGCAAGAAUCUAUCCUGAUCUGACUGCUAUAAGUAACCAGUCCUCGACUCCGCCUCUACCUGAAAGGAAUUACAGCCCACAGUCUAACCGGAAACAUCGUAAAGGCCCUGCCCCGCAACCACCUUCAGCAGCAUCUCGCCAGAGCCAGGCAAGUCAGGCAUCCUACCUCAGUCUGAUAAAAGAUCAGCAAGACAUGAAGGAUUUUCCUAAGACAGGAGAAGUCAAGGGAAAAAAGAAGCGAUGAGAACUUCAAUGAAAUCAACUUCUCUAUCACGCGUAUUCAGUAUACUUUUAUAUUUGUAAUACAUUUAUACAUGCUUUAUUUAGAGCAUCUACACUUUCUGAUUUUAUUCAGUACUGGUACUUAAAAUAUUUUCCACUUUCUGUGCACCAU
Messenger RNA from Saccoglossus kowalevskii, 2517 nucleotides. RefSeq names its product myosin-IIIb-like. NCBI's taxonomy places the organism in Eukaryota, Metazoa, Hemichordata, Enteropneusta, Harrimaniidae. Gene Ontology annotation, cellular component: myosin complex. Gene Ontology annotation, molecular function: protein binding; microfilament motor activity; protein serine/threonine kinase activity. The record is from RefSeq and is a predicted model, not a curated record. Gene Ontology annotation, biological process: regulation of actin filament length; peptidyl-serine phosphorylation.